AUGUCUGACUCCUGCGAUAGCGACGCCUACAUCCUCGAUGACUUCGACCCGGACCACGGACGAGCCAGCCACAGCUACAGCUACAGCUACCUGCUGAGCAGUGAUAACUCGGCUCUGUCCUCUCGAAUACUCCGGCUGCUGCCCCCACGAUGGCGUAGGAGGUUUGUCAGGCGCCAGAAGACCGCCCAGGGCCGUCACCAUCGCGGCCAAACCAGGACAUGUAGGAGCACCACCCUGCGCUGGCUGCUGGCGGGGGUUCUCUGUCUCGUCGUCGCGGUAUCGCUCUUCUGGCCCUCAUACACGCAUCGGCCGCCUCACUACGAUCGUCUCCGGAGCCUUGCAGUCGGCAGCCAUUCACCCGGACGGGGGAACCCGCGCAACGAGAAGGUCUUCAUCACCGCGAACAUAUAUGACCCGGACGGCAGCUUGGCCCAGAGCCAAUGGAGCAAGAACAUACUCCAGCUGAUAGACCUGCUGGGGCCAGAGAAUUCCUAUCUAAGCAUAUACGAGAAUGACAUGAACGACAGUGCACGGGAUGCCUUGAACGCGAUGGCAGAGCAAACGCCGUGUAACCACUCCAUGGUCACUGAGGAGCAUCUCGACACGGCUGACCUGCUGCACAUCACCCUACCAGACGGAUCCAGAAGGCUAAAGCGUAUUGCCUUCCUGGCAGAGGUUCGGAACCGCGCUCUACGGCCGAUCAACCAGCCUGGAAUGAUGCGGUUUGACAAGAUCCUCUACGUGAACGACGUCUUUUUCGACCCGGUCGAUGCCCUCCAGCUGCUCCUGUCCACCAACGCGGACCGGGACGGUGCUACCCAAUACAGAGCUGCCUGUGCCGUCGACUUUAUCAACCCGUUCAAGUUCUACGACACCUUUGCCUCACGGGACCUGGAGGGUUACUCGAUGGGGCUCCCUUUCUUCCCCUGGUUCACCACCGCGGGAGACGGACAGAGCCGAAGGGAUGUCCUGAGCCAGCGUGAUGCCGUCCGCGUCAGGAGCUGUUGGGGAGGUAUGGUUGCCUUUGACGCACGGUACUUUCAACAGCCCUCCUCCUCCCCCAAGCAGCAGCAGCAGCAGCACAGUAAUACAUAUCGGUUCCGUGCUGAACCUGACCUCCUCUGGGAGGCAUCCGAAUGCUGUCUGAUACACGCUGACAUCCAGGAUCGAGAAUCUGUUGACACCGGGAUAUAUGUGAACCCGUAUAUCCGCGUGGCAUACUCCCCUUUCACGCUCUCAUGGCUAGGCGUCACCCGGCGAUUCGAGCGCCUUUUCUCUCUCCCUCACGAUGUGAUUAACCGCCUCGUAGGUAUGCCGUGGGUCAACCCCCGUCGGACUGAGAAGCCAGGCGAUCUCGUCGAGGAGAUUGCCUGGGUCGAGAAUGAAAAGGGUGAAGGCUCCUACCAGACCAUAUCCCGCACCGCUGGCACCGGUGGCUUCUGCGGUAACAGAGCACUUCAGGUUAUGAAGCCUCAUCCUCGACCGGGUGAAAAGACAUGGGAACUCCUCUCUCCUGAUUCAUUUUGA
Molecule: messenger RNA, 1527 nt
Organism: Microsporum canis CBS 113480
Lineage: Eukaryota; Fungi; Ascomycota; Eurotiomycetes; Onygenales; Arthrodermataceae
Exons: 1
Coding region: 1-1527 (508 amino acids)
Source: RefSeq, a predicted model, not a curated record